Molecule: messenger RNA, 2378 nt
Organism: Neltuma alba
Lineage: Eukaryota; Viridiplantae; Streptophyta; Magnoliopsida; Fabales; Fabaceae
Product: splicing factor-like protein 1
Exons: 2
Coding region: 306-2378 (690 amino acids)
Biological process (GO): regulation of mRNA splicing, via spliceosome
Cellular component (GO): nucleus
Molecular function (GO): mRNA binding; zinc ion binding
Source: RefSeq, a predicted model, not a curated record
UCUCAGGUAUUUUUCUUUCACUCCUAUCGUUGUGACGCUUCACUCCCCUCCCAGAAGUAUAAAGUCGAUGGAUUUUCCAUCAAGAUUAUUCAUCAAGCUGGAUUACGGUCUUGUAAAAUUCCAAAGAGGAUUAGAGGAAGGCAGGUGACCAUUUUGAGGUUUACUUUUAUCCGCAACAUAGGCAGAAGCUUCGAUCAUCAUGUGUUCCCAGUAUUAUAAAGAAAUUUAGGUGUCAUCUUGGGCAAACUGAAGGAUCAGCGAAGGAAUUACUGGAGGAAGAGUGCAUUCUUCAGAAUCUUUCAGGUAUGGUUGGUGAAGCUAGGCAUCAAAUUGAAUACUACCUCAGAGUGCUUAAAAAUGAAGCAGAGGAUGAAGAAGUUGGAUCAUGUGAGGAGCUAGAAGAAGAUCGUGUUGAAGAAGUUGAGCAAAAGCAGCUAGAAGAAAUAUCUCUUAAUGGAAAUGAUCACAAAUCAGGAUUUGUUGAAUCAAAUGAUAAGAAGAGGUGUCUGAAUGUUGCAUCUGGUGAAUUAACUACAUUGCUAUGCUAUCAGUCACGAAAGAAGUGCAAGCAAGUGGGAUCUUCUGGCCUGAAAUUAGAAUCUGGACAUUCAGCGUUGGAGCUCAAUAAUGACACUGUCACUUCACUGGCAUCUAUUGAUAAUUGUUCUUCCAAAGAAGGUACGGGAAGUUCUGGAAAACGAAGGCGCAGCAGAUGGGAACCACAGUCUGAGGAUGAUGGCGUGAAAGACAAUCAGACUUGCAAGAGGAGGAAAACCAGGUGGUCCAGUGAGGACACUCAACUAAAAUUGCUGGGGCCACUUCAGUUGCCUGACUUCACAAAAGAUUUUCUUCUUGGAUGUGAGAAUAAUCCUGAAAUUCAAGGGCUGAAAGCUGAGCUUUUUGAGACUAAUAGAAGAUUGCAUGGACCUCUUCAUGAUGAUAGGCUUGGGGAGGAAAGAUCUCCAUCACCAGAGCCAAUAUAUGAUGACCAUGGCAUCAGAAUAAAUACAAGAGAAGUAAGACUUCGUCAGAAACUUGUGCAGAAGCGUCAAAGUAUCGUAUCAAAAUUGAUCAAAUCAAAUCCAUGUUUUGGCCCUCCUCCAGAUUACAAGCCUCCGAAACUCUUCAAAAAACUUUACAUACCUGUGACAGAAUAUCCGGAGUACAAUUUUGUUGGCCUUAUAAUUGGUCCUCGUGGAAACACACUGAAGAGAAUGGAAAAUGAAACCGGGGCCAAGAUUCACAUAAGAGGAAAAGGAUGCUCGAAAACAACUAACAUAUCCACCUCUUCUAAAGAGGACUUGCAUGUGUAUAUAGAAGCAGACAACAAAAGUUCUCUGGAUGGAGCAGUUUCCAUGGUUGAAAAAUUGCUAAUCCCAGUUGAAGGAAGAAAUGAGCACAAGGAGGCUCAAUUAAAGGAGCUGGCCACGCUGAAAGGAACAGCUAGGGAUGAAAAUAUGUGCUAUGUUUGCGGUGAUGAGGGACAUCUGUCAUAUGCCUGCCCUGACCUUCAAUCAACUUUUAAAGUGAACUCAUGCUAUACAUGUUUUAGUGCCAGUCCCUUGGAUGUGCUAUCACCACAGAAUGACUCUGUGCAGGGUUCUGGGUUUGGUUUUAGUUUCGGUUCAACACAGAGCAGACAACGGAGGUAUGGAAAGAAAUCAUUGAUGAACAAUGUUUAUGUUGGCAAUCUGCCUCAAGCGUUUGAUGAUAAUAGAUUGUCUGAGCUGUUUUCUCCAUUUGGUAAGAUCCUUGAAGUAAAAGCAAUCAAGGAUCGAACAACUGGAAUUUGUAGAGGUUUUGGAUUUGUUGAGUUUGACAGUGCCGCGGAUGCACAAGUGGCUGUGACUCAUAUGAACGGUUUUAAAAUGGAUGGGAGGGUUUUGAAGGUGAGGAUAGCUAGGCUUUUGUCAAAUGCUGAAGUUUCAAGCUUGAACCUUUUUCCUCAGCGCUCUGGUUCUGCAGGAACAUCCCAAAGUGUUAGAAGCCAAACAGAUCGAUCUGGUCCAUUACAUUUUAUGCUGCCAGAACAUCCAACUUCGCUUCACAACAGCAGUGGCAUGAAUCUUUUUUCAUCCACUCUAAACUCACAGCAUUGUGAUCUUAAGAAGGAUCGAAGCCUUUCCCCUCUAAGCUGCUAUUCAAGCCCUUCUGAUUUUAGUAAUUCUGGCAAAAUGCAUUUUUCAUGCAACUUUUCAGAUCAAAGUGUUUCGUUAUCUGGUGGUUCAAUUCCACAGAGUCCUGGCUCCCAACAUCGGUCAUAUUUUGUGACGCCGCCUCCCGAUAGAGCUGCCCUGCCCAGUCCUGACCACAGAUUAGAAGAUGCGAAUUCUUUCACUUCUUCAUUGCAGAGAUGGUAUUACAGGGCACUUCAUUGA